Messenger RNA from Podospora pseudopauciseta, 2727 nucleotides. RefSeq lists its product as uncharacterized. The transcript has 3 exons. Gene Ontology annotation, molecular function: DNA binding; zinc ion binding; DNA-binding transcription factor activity, RNA polymerase II-specific. The coding region runs from base 1 to 2727 and encodes 908 amino acids. The record is from RefSeq and is a predicted model, not a curated record. Gene Ontology annotation, cellular component: nucleus. Gene Ontology annotation, biological process: DNA-templated transcription; regulation of DNA-templated transcription. Lineage: Eukaryota; Fungi; Ascomycota; Sordariomycetes; Sordariales; Podosporaceae.
AUGAUGCAGCCGGCGGUCCAAGCUUCCACCAGAUACAACAACAACAACAACAACAACAACAACAACAACAAUGGCCAGAAUUCCCACACCCAGUCAUCGCCCUCCUACUCGUCGCAUGGCGGCGGACAUCACCACCAGGACCCCGCAGACAGCGAUGACGGAGGCCAGCAGAGUGGGGAAGACGACCAUGACCUCGACGACCAGGGCGAGGGCGUGCGUCUGGGGAAGCGCAAGAGACCGGUAUCUGUUUCGUGCGAGUUGUGCAAACAGCGCAAAGUGAAAUGUGACCGCGCCCAGCCAUCGUGCGGCUGGUGUAGCCGAAACGGAGCUACCUGCGAAUACAAGGAGCGCAAGAAGCCGGGUCUACGCGCUGGCUACGGACGGGAAUUGGAGCAGCGGCUGGACAAGCUGGAAGGAAUGUUGAGGGCUCACGACAAGCUGCUGCAAGCUCUGACCUCCAACUCAAACACUAGUCCGGGAAGCGGCAAUGGCAGCGGUACCGGUGCCUUUGGCCAUCACAACGCUCCCAGCGUCAGGGGAAGUCACACCAGCCAGCUGAGCGAUCGAGGCACGCCACGAGAGGUCCGUGAGGCCGGCCCGCCGUCGAUAUUCGCGCGGAGCGAGACCAUCCGGACCCCCCAGGCCGAGACGGCCUUGUUCCUCCAAAGACCCACGACAUCGGUUGACCUGGGGAUACAGGGCCCUCUGUCAGCCACAUCCACCAUGGCGGACCCGUUUCAGAGUCUAUCCAACAGCAUCGUCUCGCCCCGCGGCCAGUUGCCAGCUUCCGGUCCAGGCACUGGAGCACAGGAGUACUACACUACCGCACCGACGACCUCGGUGGCCGCUCUACAAUCACCACCAGCCCAGGCGCCGCCAGGAAGCCACAUGGGCACCGAACAGGAGCUACCGCCGUACGACCUGCUCUAUGGCCUGGUGGACUUGUACUUUAAGCACAUCAACACGUGGUGCCCUAUCCUACACCGAACGACGACGUUGGAUGCCCUCUUUGGGCCGUCAAUCUUGGACGAGACCGACAAGAUCCUGCUGCAUGCCAUUGUGGCCACCACCGUACGAUACUCGACAGAUCAACGGCUGACUGACGGAGCUCGCCAACGAUACCAUUCCGCGUCCAAGAACCGCGUGAUUUUGUAUGGCAUGGAGAACCUCUCUGUCAAGUCGCUGCAGGCGUUGGUCAUCCUGGCUCUGGAUUUGUGCGGAAGCGGCAAUGGCCCGCCCGGUUGGAACAUCAUGGCCAUCAUCACCCGGGCCGUCGUCCAGCUAGGUCUGGCAGUGGAAAGCAACUCCAUCUCGGUGGCACCCAACUACCAGUCCAUCUACACGCUCCGGGCCAUGAUCCUCCCAGAACCCCGCGAUUUUAUUGAAGAAGAGUCCAGGCGGAGGUUAUUCUGGAUGGUGUACCUUCUCGACCGAUACGCGACGAUAGCCACCGCCUUUGACUUUGCGCUCGACGAUCGAGAGGUUGACCGAACCCUCCCAUGUCGAGAUGACUUGUGGAUCAAGAACCAAAAAGUCGACACCCGAUGGCUGCGCCUGGACGACUCUCGACCAACCCUAACAAGUGGCAAUUCGCCCGAGUACGAGGUCGACAAGCCGGAGAAUCUGGGCGCCUUCAGCCAUUACAUCGAGAUCCUCUCCAUACUCUCCAGGAUACACAAGUUCCUCCGCAAGCCCGUUGACAUCAGCGCGCUGUCGGAUGUCGAGCAGUGGCAGAUGCGCUACAAGGAGCUGGACAACAUGCUGGCUGCCUGGAAGUUCAAUCUCCCGGGGGAUUAUGGCAACAUGGCCAAGCUCUUCCAACCAAGCUCCGCCAAAGCCAUCAAUUGUGGCUGGGUGAUGUUGCACGCAACUUUCCACACCGCCGUCAUCCGCCUUCACUCCUCCGCCGCCUAUCCCACCACCCGCUCCCCGAUCUUCACCCCAAGUUACAGCGCCUCGCAGCGGUGUCACAGUGCGGCCGAGAACAUCGCUGCCCUCCGCGAGUUUGUCGUCAGCAAUAACCUGCUGAACAAGCUCGGGCCACCAUUCGCGUUCACGCUGUGGGUGGCCGCCCGCGUCUUGCUUGUUCACGGGAGCACGGUGGAGCACAAACUGGAUACCUCGCAGAUACGGUUAUUUGUCGACACGCUGGGGGAGAUGGGGCGGUACUGGCCUGUCGCGACGCGGUACUGUGGGCUUCUUACCCGUGUGCUGGAGGAACAUCACGACAAUGCUCGCCAGGGAGGGAGCGAGACGCCGAAGAUUGUCAAGAUUCUGGCCGACAUGCGGAGGACGGCGUUUGACCUCGACUUUUUGAUCAGUCGGCAGCCGAGGCAUGUUCCACGGAGCAAGAAUGGUGUGCCGGGGUCGAGUGGUGCUGCUGGUGGUCCUGGUGGGGGGGCACCUACCGGGCCGGGAGGGGGUGGUGGUGGUGGUGGUGGGUGGCCGGGGAGGUUUGGGCAGGCGCCGCCGGCCACAAACGAGUUGGAGUAUUUGGACGUGUUUGACUUUUUUAAUGUGCCGAGGCUGCCGGUUGCGCAGGCUGGGAUGGUGAGUGAUUCGCAUGGUAGUGGUCAUGGUGUUUCGGGGGGUGAUGGGAUGGGGGGAGGAGGGAUAGGGCAUGGUGGGGGGGCGGCGGUGGCGGGGGAGUUCAAUAUUACCGAAUUCAUGGUGGAUGCUAAUAGGGAUUGGCUUUUUCAGCAGGGGGAGACCAAGUUUUUGGCUUGA